Messenger RNA from Apus apus (common swift), 2584 nucleotides. It is a transcript of the gene BBS5, whose product is annotated as Bardet-Biedl syndrome 5. Gene Ontology annotation, biological process: cilium assembly; intracellular transport. Gene Ontology annotation, cellular component: BBSome; ciliary basal body. The transcript has 12 exons. Lineage: Eukaryota; Metazoa; Chordata; Aves; Apodiformes; Apodidae. Gene Ontology annotation, molecular function: phosphatidylinositol-3-phosphate binding. Bases 40 to 1065 code for a protein of 341 amino acids. The record is from RefSeq and is a predicted model, not a curated record.
GCCAGGGCGGCGCGCGGGCGCCGGGAAGGAGCGGCGGCCAUGAGCGCGGUGCUGGACGUGCUGUGGGAGGACAGAGAUGUCCGCUUCGACAUCUCCCCGCAACAAAUGAAAAUGAGACCUGGUGAGGUCCUUAUAGACUGCUUAGAGUCUGUUGAAGAUACCAAAGGAAACAAUGGAGACAGAGGUAAACUGCUCGUGACUAAUUUGCGGAUUAUUUGGCGCUCGUUGUCGUUGCCCAGAGUGAAUCUCUCUGUUGGUUACAACUGCGUUAUAAACAUAACUACAAGAACUGCCAAUUCGAAAUUACGAGGGCAGACAGAAGCUCUGUAUAUAUUGACUAAAUGUAACAACACACGGUUUGAGUUCAUAUUUACCAAUGUUGUCCCCGGGAGUCCCAGACUCUUCACUUCAGUUAUUGCUGUACACAGAGCUUAUGAAACUUCUAAAAUGUAUCGUGAUCUGAAGCUGAGAAGUGCUUUGAUUCAAAACAAGCAACUGAGAUUGUUACCACAAGAACAAAUAUAUAGUAAAAUCAAUGGAAUUUGGAAUUUAUCAAGUGACCAGGGAAAUUUGGGAACAUUUUUUAUUACUAAUGUGAGAAUAGUUUGGCAUGCAAAUAUGAAUGACAGCUUUAAUGUCAGCAUACCAUAUCUACAAAUUCGCUCAGUAAAAAUAAGAGACUCAAAGUUUGGCUUGGCACUUGUGAUAGAGAGUUCUCAGCAGAGUGGAGGAUAUGUACUUGGUUUUAAAAUAGAGCCUGUGGAGAAACUACAGGAGGCAGUGAAAGAAAUUAAUUCACUUCACAGAGUUUAUUCAGCUAACCCUAUAUUUGGAGUGGAUUAUGAAAUGGAAGAAAAGCCUCAACCUCUUGAAGACCUAACAGUGGAGCAGGUUCAGGAUGAUGUGGAAAUAGAAUCUGAACAAACAGAUGCUUUUGUGGCUUACUUUGCUGAUGAAAACAAGCAACAUGAUGGGGAACCUGUUUUUUCAGAAGAACUAGGACUUGCAAUAGAGAAGCUAAAGGACGGAUUCACACUCCAGGGACUCUGGGAAGUAAUGACCUGAUUUAAAAUGGCAAAAGUUUAUUUCCUAAGCAAGGAAAGAUACCCAGUUCUUACUGGGCUUGUGAGAUCUGUAGAAGACAAUUUAGAAAUACUAGACUAGCAGAGAAAGAACAUGCCAGAGCUAAGGAGCAGAAAAAUAUGAGAUAUUAUGCCCUCAGGGUAUGUCGAAAGGAAAAAUUAUUCAAAACCUUGGUAUUUGUAAAAGCUUUGUAUUUAUUACAUUGUGUCUGUAGGUAGCAGGAGGACAACCACUGUCCAUAAUUGGCAGUCAUGGGUUCCACAUGCCACAGAGGUCUCAUCCUGCCUCUGGUCCCAGGGUGUGAGGACCCCUGAAGUCCCUCCUGUGUCCAGCUAUCAGGACCUGGCAGUCCCACCCCACAGCAGCUGCCAUUGUACUUCAGCCGCCCGCACGGGAAGUUUCCUGCCCCGCGCUUUCACACAGCUCGGUGGUUGGCUGGUGGUGGGUUUUGACACACUCACACCCUGGUGUUUUCAGGCAUGUGAUUGGAAGGACCAGCCAUCCCAUUCUGCUUCCCCCAGAAGGGUGGCAGAGCAGGAGCCCCCUCCCCUAACAACCCAGGGUCUGCCAUGGUGCUUCAGUCAGCACUUUAUGGCAGGGAGCCACCUUUCUUUUUUUUUUAAUUAUUUUUUUUUUUCAACUUCCUGACCAAUGAUGUGUUUACAUGGUGCCCUGUGAUUGGCUGCCAGGACCAGUCACCCCCUGCUAUUACACCUGCAAGUAUGUCUGAAAAGGAAGCUCCCUCUUCCUACCUACAUGGAGGCCACCAUUUGUGAUAAGGCACUGUCUGGUAUAUAAUUUAAUGCUCAUUUGAAUGUAUUCCUGUACUUAUACAGGAAUACUUAUACACAGUGAUGUACUUUCCCAUAGUGCUGACAUCUAAAUCAAAUUUCCAUAACUUGUUUAAUGUUGUGCAACACAGAAACAUUAUUGUGUGCAGAUUAUUUUGCAUGUAGGUAUAUUGGCAGUGUUAUUGCAGCAGUGCUGUGUUAGUGAACAUUUUGACCAAAAGCAAUCCUGUUCCAAAUGUUAGUUCUGAUGUCUCGUAAUUUUGUUAAAUGUUGAACAUAUUCCAGGUACUUAAUUGUAAUCCAGAUAUCCUCAUACUUUUUCUUUCUUUGUUGUUAUUGUUGUUUGUUUGGCUUGAGCACUUUUUUAAGGAAUGAUCUACCAAAAAAUGCACACACAAAUAGGUUCUGUGUCUGAGUUAUUACACCUUUAUGAUGUUAUGUGUAGAGAGAAAUGAGUCAUUUAUUCUUUAAAGGAAGAUGCAGCUGUUACGUUUUCUAGUGAGGUAAGACCUCUGUGCUAUUUUCUAUAAGUGGAAAAAGUCAAAUGAGCUCUCCUCUCAGCUGUUGUUCUAGCAGCUGACUUAUAGUCAAGUAACUGGUAUGAAUAUAAUUGUGUUUGUAGAAAAUCUUUCAAGGUAUGUGUUUUAAUGAAAUACUACAUCUAUGGAAAAGCAGUCAUUAUUUCAAUAAACUUUGACAGUGUUAUACUU